CGUGUAUCAGACAGGCACAACAAUGUUCUCCAAAAUUGUAGCUUUGAGCGCCAUCUUGGCCGUCUCCGCGGCUGGCCUUCUGCCUGAGCCACACUACUCCUCCGCCGCGGCCGUGUCCUCCCAGAGCAUCGUGCGUCAUGACCAGCCGUCUGCCAAGCUGGCCGUAGCCGCCCCUGUCUACCACGCCGCCCCCGCCCAAGUCGCCUACCACGCCGCGGAGCCGCACUACUCCUCCGCCGCGGCCGUGUCCUCCCAGAGCAUCGUGCGCCACGACCAGCCCCAGACCUACGCCACCAAGCUGGUGGCCGCGCCCGUCGCCAAAGUGGCCGUAGCCGCCCCCGUGUACCACGCCGCCCCCGCCGUCGCCUACCACGCCGCCCCCGCCCACUACUCGUCCGCCGACGCCGUGUCCUCCCAGAGCAUCGUGCGUCAUGACCAGCAGCCCUCGGCCAAGCUCGUAGCCGCCGCCCCCGUGUACCACGCGCCCGCCCAGGUCGCCUACCACGCGCCCGCCCAGGUCGCCUACCACGCCGCGCCCGCCGCCGUGACCUACCACGCUGCCCCCGCCCCAGUCGCUUACCACGCUGCCCCCGCUGCCGUCGCCUACCACGCCGCCCCUGUCGCCAAGGUGAUCGCCCCCGCCGCUAAGGUCCUCGUCGCCCACCACGAGGAGGAAUACGCUCACCCCAAAUACGAGUACUCGUACUCCGUCGCCGACGGCCACUCCGGCGACAACAAGUCCCAGCACGAGAGCCGCGACGGCGACGCCGUGCACGGCGAGUACUCCCUGGUGGAGGCUGACGGCUCCAUCCGCAAGGUCGAGUACUCCGCCGACGACCACAACGGCUUCAACGCGGUGGUCAGCCACUCCGCGCCCGCCCACCACGCCGCCCAAGCCCACGCGCCCAGCAUCGUGCGCCACGACCAGCCCCAGACCUACGCCACCAAGCUGGUGGCCGCGCCCGUCGCCAAAGUGGCCGUAGCCGCCCCCGUGUACCACGCCGCCCCCGCCGUCGCCUACCACGCCGCCCCCGCCCACUACUCGUCCGCCGACGCCGUGUCCUCCCAGAGCAUCGUGCGUCAUGACCAGCAGCCCUCGGCCAAGCUCGUAGCCGCCGCCCCCGUGUACCACGCGCCCGCCCAGGUCGCCUACCACGCGCCCGCCCAGGUCGCCUACCACACCGCGCCCGCCGCCGUGACCUACCACGCUGCCCCCGCCCCAGUCGCUUACCACGCUGCCCCCGCUGCCGUCGCCUACCACGCCGCCCCUGUCGCCAAGGUGAUCGCCCCCGCCGCUAAGGUCCUCGUCGCCCACCACGAGGAGGAAUACGCUCACCCCAAAUACGAGUACUCGUACUCCGUCGCCGACGGCCACUCCGGCGACAACAAGUCCCAGCACGAGAGCCGCGACGGCGACGCCGUGCACGGCGAGUACUCCCUGGUGGAGGCUGACGGCUCCAUCCGCAAGGUCGAGUACUCCGCCGACGACCACAACGGCUUCAACGCGGUGGUCAGCCACUCCGCGCCCGCCCACCACGCCGCCCAAGCCCACGCGCCCGUCCUCCUCGCUCACCACUAA
This is a messenger RNA of Ostrinia furnacalis (Asian corn borer), 1579 nucleotides long. RefSeq names its product histidine-rich protein PFHRP-II-like. Bases 23 to 1579 code for a protein of 518 amino acids. Gene Ontology annotation, cellular component: extracellular matrix. NCBI's taxonomy places the organism in Eukaryota, Metazoa, Arthropoda, Insecta, Lepidoptera, Crambidae. The record is from RefSeq and is a predicted model, not a curated record. The transcript has 6 exons.